ACUCACGAACGUCUCCCUCACCCCCUUUACGCCCCCGCUGACAAUGCUUCUACUUCUUCCCGUCCUUCUGAGCGUUUCCAUGGUAUGGGCUGCGCCCUACUGUUCCCUUGCGCCUGCUGCGCCGUCUGGUUCAACGGCAACUUCUGCAGGCGGAAGUGGAGGUCACAGCAGCAACGGAACAGGCAGUGGGUCUAGUGGCUCCCCUGGUUCUGUCGUAGCAGCUACAUGGUGGGCCAGCUGGCACAGCAGUGACUUUCCUCUAUCCAGUAUCAGCUGGUCGAAGUACAGCUCGGUCAUCUACGCGUUUGGCGUUACCACGCCUGAUGCUGGAACUGUAGGGCUCCAAUCAUCUGAUGAACAGUUGAUUCCACAAUUUGUGCAGCUCGCUCACCAGAAUAAUGUCAAUGCCAUACUAUCUAUCGGUGGAUGGACCGGAUCACAAUACUUUUCUACCGCAGUGUCGACGGAUUCAAAUCGCACAGCGUUUGCUCAAGCUGUCAUGAAAGUAGUCUCGCAAUACAAUCUGGACGGGAUCGAAUUUGACUGGGAAUAUCCUAAUCACCAAGGGAUUGGCUGCAACACUCUGUCCCCAGACGACAGCGCGAACUUCCUGACCUUCCUACAGACACUCCGAAGCCAGGACGGCGCCUCGAACCUCAUCCUAUCUGCUGCGGUAGCAGUCACCCCAUUCGUGGGAUCCGAUGGCGCGCCUAUGUCUGAUGUCUCAGGCUUUGCAAAGGUUCUUAAUUACAUCGAGGUUAUGAACUACGACAUCUGGGGAAGCUGGUCUCCCGAGGUUGGCCCGAACGCGCCUCUGAAUGACAGUUGCACACCAUCGGGCAUCGCGCCCGAAGGAUCUGCCGUCUCCGCCGUCAAUUCAUGGACAAAGGCCGGAUUUCCCGCCGAGCAGAUCAUCAUGGGCGUCGCGUCUUAUGGACACAGUUUCCAUGUCGCCACGAGCUCCGCGCUGGACUCUUCAGGCUCGCUCGCUGCGUACCCGCCAUUUGACAAGUCUCAGCAGCCACACGGCGAUAGCUGGGACAGCGAUGGCACAGGUCCCGCAGAUCAGUGUGGGAAUCCUCCGGCGAUUGGAGGCGUCUUCGACUUCUGGGGUCUCAUACAGGGAGGAUUCCUGAACGCGAAUGGGACAGCGGAGAGCGGGAUUGAAUAUAGGUUCGAUAAUUGUAGUCAGACGCCGUAUGUCUACAAUCCGAACACACAAGUUAUGGUGUCUUACGAUGAUGCGACAUCGUUUGCUGCCAAGGGCACAUUCAUCAGCCAGAGCGGGCUGGCCGGGUUUGCUAUGUGGGAGGCCGGCGGUGACUCCAACAACAUUCUUUUGAACGCUAUCAGCACUGCUCUUGGCUGCGGUGACUGCUGAUAGACCGCAAGGCUUCCGUCUUUGACGCUUGCAAGGUAUUUUAUCGACCCCUUAAAUUAAACCCUCCCUCUGGAAAAAUCAUGAGUGUGCUUUUUUAUGACCAUGUGUAUCAUAUACCGCUGUAAUACCAGUACUGUGUCUCACCUCGAAAGCACGCCAGUGCAUACCGCCAAUUGCGUUGUAGAGUACAUCCGAUGAUACAGGCAAUAUACAUGGCUACGAAUGGG
Messenger RNA from Heterobasidion irregulare TC 32-1, 1608 nucleotides. RefSeq names its product glycoside hydrolase family 18 protein. Gene Ontology annotation, cellular component: extracellular region. The coding region runs from base 44 to 1381 and encodes 445 amino acids. Gene Ontology annotation, molecular function: chitin binding; chitinase activity. Lineage: Eukaryota; Fungi; Basidiomycota; Agaricomycetes; Russulales; Bondarzewiaceae. Gene Ontology annotation, biological process: chitin catabolic process; carbohydrate metabolic process. The transcript is spliced from 7 exons. The record is from RefSeq and is a predicted model, not a curated record.